AUGUCCUCGCCACGCCCAAAAUCUCCCCGUACUCCUGUUUUACCUAAGAAGGAUGAUAAAGACGAGUCAUUUUGGGAUAAAAUUGGUACCAUUGGGCGAAAGAAACGCAUAAAGGAAGUGCAAGAAGUGCAAGAGGAAGGGAAAUAUGCCAUUGAUUCCCCAGGAAGUCCUACAGCUCCAGAAAUUCCACCAGAAGAAUAUAGCCUGUUGGACAAUGAAGCCAGAGCCAUAAUUGAACCCCGUUCCUUAGAAGAGCCAAGAGUUCAGGAACUUAUCCAAGUAUUGAUUGAUUGGAUCAAUGAUGAGUUAGCGGCCCAGAGAAUUAUUGUAAAAGAUAUCAGUGAAGAUCUGUAUGAUGGUCAGGUUCUGCAGAAGCUACUAGAAAAAUUGCAAGAAACAAAACUAGAUGUACCUGAAGUGACGCAGAGUGAAGAAGGACAGAGACAAAAAUUGGCAGUUGUAUUGCGAGCUGUCAACAAGGUACUUUUUGGUACAGGACAACCUGUUACCAAGUGGAGUGUGGAAUCUGUUCAUUCUAAGAAUUUGGUUUCGAUUCUGCACUUGUUAGUGGCUCUUGCUCGUCACUACCGUGCUCCUAUCAGGUUGCCAGAGAAUGUCAGUGUCGGCGUUGUUGUUGUGAAGAAGGACGCACAAAACCAGCUCUCGCAUAGGACAUACACAGAAGACAUCACAACAACAUAUGAUGAGUUGGGCAUGCGAUGCGAAAGGGAUGCAUUUGAUGCCCUGUUUGACCAUGCACCUGAUAAACUGCAAGUUGUUAAAAAGUCGCUGAUAACAUUCGUGAACAAACAUCUAAGUAAAGUAAAUUUGGAGGUAUCCGACUUAGACAGUCCGUUCCAUGAUGGCGUAUGUCUUGUUCUUUUAAUGGGACUUCUGGAAGGCUUCUUCGUACCACUCUAUGAUUUCUAUUUAACGCCGAAAGACUUCGAUCAGAAAGUACACAAUGUGGCGUUCGCGUUUGAGCUGAUGCAGGAUGUUGGUUUGGCAAAGCCUAAAGCGAGACCUGAAGAUAUUGUUAAUUUAGAUCUGAAAUCGACUCUUCGCGUUCUGUACAACCUCUUCACUAAAUAUAAGAAUAUGGCGUAA
Pieris macdunnoughi is the source of this 1107-nucleotide messenger RNA. Lineage: Eukaryota; Metazoa; Arthropoda; Insecta; Lepidoptera; Pieridae. The record is from the annotation of a GenBank genome assembly.